UCCUUUUAACCAUAAUUUGUUUUUCUUCUCUUUUUACCCCUUUCACACUCACAGUAACGUCGAAUCAAGUAGAAAACCCCGAAAUGAGGGCUGGUUACCAUGAACGCAAUCUACUGAAAACACUAUUCGACGACUUUCCAUAUCGUGAUUUAACCAGACCAUCCAACGAUCCAUCGGAACCUGUAUUGGUUCAAAUGGGAAUCGCUCUCCAACAAAUCAUUGAUGUGGAUGAAAAGAAUCAGCAAAUGAUUUCUAAUCUUUGGAUGACAGUGAGAUGGGUGGAUCCAAGUUUAGCUUGGAAUAAAUCAGAAUACGGUGGACUAGAUAAGAUUCGUGUUAACCCGGACAUGGUAUGGCGACCAGAUAUAUUGGUCUACAACAGCGCCGACUCCAAGUUCGAUCCGACGUUCCACACGAAGAUCUCUGUGACAGACGAUGGUGCGUGUGAAUGGAUCCCACCGGGUAUCUUCAAGACUUCAUGUCCUAUCGAUGUCAGCUACUUCCCCUUCGAUAUCCAGGAAUGUGAAAUCAAGUUUGGAUCAUGGACCUAUGGUGGUUUCACCAUCUCUCUUAAUCUUCUAAAUGAUACGGGUAUGAAUGAUACCAGUGAGUUCGUCAUGAAUGGAGAAUGGAACCUCAUUGGCAUGCCUGCGGAGAAGAAGAUCAAGAACUACACUUGCUGCCCAGAAACGUAUCCCUCCCUGCAUUUCUACAUCACCAUUCGUAGGAGGGCGCUAUACUACACACUCAAUAUUUUAGUGCCGUGUUUGGUCAUCUCAUCCCUUGCCUUGGUGGGAUUUACAUUACCUGUAGAAAGCGGAGAAAAAUUAUCUUUUGGUAUUACUAUUUUACUGUCAUUGACUGUGUUUAUGUUGCUUGUUGCUGAAGCAAUGCCAGCUACGUCUGUCUCCGUCCCACUAAUAGCCAAAUAUUUCGACUGUGUGCUAUUGAUGGUGGCCUUAUCGGUGGUGUUUACGGUAAUAACACUCAACAUACACUACCGACAUCCAAACUCUCAUGUCAUGGCGUCAUGGCAACGCAGCCUGCUUCUAGAAUGGUUACCAUGGUUACUGUAUAUGAAGCGACCCGGAAGGGAAUGGUCACCGUGUCAACCAAAGCCAUCUCGAGAUGAUAUGGGACCACCGGUCUUUAGUCACGUUGGCCCCAGUACAGAGAUACAACUAAUGGAUCGAUCACCUAAGCGAAAGGUCGGCACCAACGGCAUGGUUCCACAGGGCACAUAUUUAAAUGACGCAAAGACGAUAGGGAUCAAGUACGCUAAUUAUGCACACGAGGAAAGCGAACCGAUGAUGUUGGAUCAUAAAGCAUGCAAAGAGGGUAACUCACGAGAGCAGCUAGAUACGAUCAUCAGGGAGAUACGAUUCCUGACCGAACGCUACAAACUCAAAGACAUGGAAGACGAUGAGAUCCAUGACUGGAAGUUUGCUGCCAUGGUCAUCGACCGGUUCGCCAUGGUCUUCCUGACGAUCUUCUCGGUCGUAUCUACAGUCGUCAUCCUCUCCGAUCAUCCCUAGUCAGACGACUUGGUGAACGAUGUCGAGGAUGACUUGGUGAGAUUGGUUUACCAUUGCUGAACAAGAGAUUUACGAUGAAAGGCAGGACCGUUUACCAAGUUGACUAGCGUGCGUCUUGAUCUCUGCUUGCCAUUGUCGAAGACUAUACUGCGGUUGAUCGUAUGAUUUUUGUCGUUUGAACUUUUGUCGUUCGGGGCUCAAUCGAUCAGGCCUUUGAAAUGCUCACUUCAUCUGAGCGCAGUGGAAUCACUUGGGUAGAUUUUCUUCACGAAGGCCGAAAUAUUCAGCACUGCACGUACUCGACCCGUUUACAAAGACUUCCAUGUUGGCACAACCUAACAAGACACUGUUGAAUCGGGUCUUAAUGAUAGUGGUCUUUGAGCGACGUCAUCAAGGACAUUGAAUCUACUGCUUUGUCAAGGACCGCCGUGAGAUAAGACGUGUCUUCCAGGCAUCCUGAGUGACGACUAUUGACGCCUUGAAAGGAUGGAAAGAAUGGCUCAAUCGAUUGUUAUGAACCUGAUGAUUUUUUUUUUAUUUAUGGUUAAAGACCUCUAUAUUGCACGUAGUACUGCCGAGGAUUUUAUCCAUUGGAACCAACAUCGAACUAUACGGAAAGUCAUUCUGGUAGGAAAAUACUGAUGUGUAAUUUUCAAAUACAAAAUGUGAUGCAUUGUAGAGAAUGUAUAAAGAUUUGCAUUAGCUAGUGCUAGAUUAUCAAACCAUAUUAUAUAUCAUAGCAUCUUCACUCGUUUGAUGACAUAUAAGAUGAAAAUAAUCAUGUCCGUAUUGUUCAUUGUCUCCUUUUCUACAUUCUUCCAAAAUGACGAACUUGAACAAAUUGAUGUAGUAAAAUGUAGAAAAGAGCUAGAUGUUAUGUGCAUAUCAUCGUUUGGAUGCCGAGAAUUAUCUUUGUGCGUCCUGAAAUGUUUAUUCCUAUAUUAUACAAUAUGUCGGACUUCAGUAGUAAAUGAUUAUCUUUUAGGGUAAUUAUUCUUUAUCAUGCAUUGUAUUUUUUUACAACGGAAAGUUUGAAAUGAUAUGAUUCUGGUUUGCAAACAAUUCUUGCAUUUCCGUAUGCUUGAAUUUUUUUUUACUGAAAAAAGGAGUAAUCUUGGAAGUGUUGAUUUUUCUAUUGAAACUGAUUUAAAUUGUUCUUUGUAUAAUAUUACUAAUAAUUUUCAUUGUUCUAGAUAUAGUCCUACAUUGAAGAAAAAUGCUGAAAAAUAAUGAAAGUUACAAUCUGAUAAACCAUGCGUUUCAUUUAUUUUAUAUUUUAAAGUCCAAAAUUAUUUACUCCAUUAAUAUUGCGUAAAUGUAGUUCUUUCUAAUAAAACACUAACAUUUUAUUUACGUGUAAAUAAAAUAUAUAAUAUAACAAACAUAAUUUUAUGUAAUGAAAUACAAAAUAAGAAGUUGAGACAUCUUUGCAUCAGUUUGCUAAGUAAAUUCAUGAAAACAUGCAUUGAGCUGUUUCACCGAAAUAAUCCAUAUCUUUAAAGAUCAUAGCCUUUUUUGACUCCAUGUCGAAUUCUGAUUUUUUUUUCAUACAUUUUUUACAAACCUGUUGCAUGUGAUAGAUAUAACUUUAAAUGGUUGCAAUGGUUCAAAAUUUUGAGAUAAACUCGUACAUUUCCAUUUCGCCGGAAGCGAUUAAUGGACGAAAUAGUCGGUGUUCGCUCAAGCAUGAAGAAAAACUUGUUUUAAGUCAUUCUGACUUUUUUGUAAAAAAAUCAUCAACUCGAAUUUGGUGAUUUGGAGGAUUCAUUUCUCGAAAGUGUUACAUAAUUAUUUGAUACGUACUGUAUGUUUAUGAUGAUCGUCAGAGCGAACCAAAUAAGUAAAUUGCAAAACGUCUCUACAAAUACUUCACUAAACAUGCUAGAUAUAACGUAUUCUUUGUAAAAUAACUUGACAAGUGAAUACUCGAUAGUUUUGUUAUUUUCAAUAUCUUACACUUGGCUAGGCAUUAUGCUGUAAUUUGUUGAAAAAGGACGAAAGCAGUAUUGUGUACGUUCUAUAGUUAGUGAUCAAUAUGUAGUUCAGUAUAUUAGUUGCCUAUAUUCAGCUAGAUGUGUCUAUCCUUGAAGAUUGAGCGUAAUUGUACUUCGUUAUCAUUCUACUUAUAACCGUUCUCUGUAUUCCAAAAAAAUGUUUGUUUCGCUGGUCGAAUAUUGACUUUGUAAAUGACAUAUUUUGAACGAUGACAAAUUAUGAAAUACAACCAUUGUGUCUAUAACAAAACGAAUUGUAUUGUACUUGUGGGAUAAAUUUCAGACAAAUAGAAAGAACUUUUAGCUAUAUUUUCUAUUUUACCUAGGCUGAAAUUAUGAUGUAUGCGCUCUUAAUAUGUUGACAGGGGCGUUUUUUAAAUGAAUGAGACAAUAUCGCAACACCUCAACCCAUCCACACAAAAUAAUCCUAUCCCACCCCAACAAAAAAAGUUGCUUCUUUUUAACUCAAACGGUAUUUCAGUAUUUCCUGCGGUAGACUGUAGGACGCUCAGGUAUAUUUCUAUUGAAACACAAAUGCUAAGUCCUCGAUCUGUGUUUGUUAUUUUCAUGCAGCAAAGAAGAUAUUUGGUUACACAUAUUUGUAAAAGGAUUCAGAUAAUCUCAUGAAUAAUAACAAAAAAAUCAUGUGGAUUUUGAAAAUGUUUUUGUAAAUGUAUCCGUUUAUAGUGUUUUUGCAAGUCGGAGACACGGAAGCCCCCCCCCCCGAAAUUGUAAUAACUAUGUUAAUGAAUCGUAUGUUUUUAAUUCAUCGUGGAUGUAUUAUGGACGAACUGAAUGUAAAAAAAUGUCGACAUUUAAUGAUUAUCUUCUAGUAGUAAAAAUUGUAGAAUUUUCUUGUCUCAAAAACGUGGAAUUUUUAGUACAAAAUGUGCCAGGUUAAAAAGAGGUUCUUUUCGAAAUUUAGUUUAGACCAUCUUAGAAAAUUAUUGGAGCAUCCCUCGUCACCGUUUCAAAAUUAUUGUUCACUUCUGAUUAUGUAAAUGUGUCAUGACCGUGUCUUAAAUAAAAGAAUGAAAAUAAAAUUAAAGAUAGG
This is a messenger RNA of Lytechinus variegatus (green sea urchin), 4583 nucleotides long. Its product is annotated as neuronal acetylcholine receptor subunit alpha-7-like. Gene Ontology annotation, cellular component: postsynaptic membrane; neuron projection; synapse. The record is from RefSeq and is a predicted model, not a curated record. Gene Ontology annotation, molecular function: acetylcholine-gated monoatomic cation-selective channel activity; transmembrane signaling receptor activity. The coding region runs from base 84 to 1535 and encodes 483 amino acids. NCBI's taxonomy places the organism in Eukaryota, Metazoa, Echinodermata, Echinoidea, Temnopleuroida, Toxopneustidae. Gene Ontology annotation, biological process: monoatomic ion transmembrane transport; regulation of membrane potential; nervous system process. The transcript has 11 exons.